AUGAGAUCUAAUUUCCAAUCUGAUGACCGUAUGGAGGAUUUCCCCCCAUUAAACCCUAACUCUGUCGCCGCUACUGUUCUGCCGGCUGCCGCCACUGUUGACUGGAGCUCCGGCCUCGAGGACAUCCCUCAUGGUGUGACUAAGGUAACCGUAACAUAUAGCUCGAAAAAAGAUUUGGAAGGGGUGGAGCAUUCUUCUGCCGCCGUGCAACCUCCACCAUCCACCUCCAGGCUGGCGGCUGACCAUGAACAGCAACAACUUGGUGCGACCAAGGGAACCAACCCCUCAACUGACCUCAAUGAGCAUUGCAAUGAAGAUAGGAGGGCUGGAAAUUCGCGCUUGGAUGAUAAAAUAAUUUUUGCCGUCAUGAUUUGGUUCCAUGCUUGCUCUGUCAACAUAAUCAGUGAUUCAGAAAUAGAAACUUCCCACUUGCUGCAUAUGAGUACUCAAAAUGUAGUUCGUCGAUAUAAGUUUCUCACCUUGUAACAACUAAAUAAUUUGCAAACCAAGGAUAGAAUUUUGUUUCAAGAAUCUC
Molecule: messenger RNA, 535 nt
Organism: Erigeron canadensis
Lineage: Eukaryota; Viridiplantae; Streptophyta; Magnoliopsida; Asterales; Asteraceae
Exons: 2
Coding region: 1-486 (161 amino acids)
Source: RefSeq, a predicted model, not a curated record